Venturia canescens is the source of this 1266-nucleotide messenger RNA. RefSeq lists its product as uncharacterized. Gene Ontology annotation, molecular function: calcium ion binding. The transcript has 4 exons. Bases 1 to 1266 code for a protein of 421 amino acids. Lineage: Eukaryota; Metazoa; Arthropoda; Insecta; Hymenoptera; Ichneumonidae. The record is from RefSeq and is a predicted model, not a curated record.
AUGUGUAUCGUCGAUAAAGUGAUUAAUCAAAGAACGGAUACAGCGGAAGAGUCGGAGACGACAGUACCGAACGAGACCAAGAAUAUCGAGGUGAACGGUGGAGCUGUCACAGAGCAGGUUAUGGAGCCGAAUAUAACGAUAAAUAAACCAGGAGAACCGGAAGAUGAGGAAAGUGAGGAAUCGAACGAGGAGGAAACGACUGAUCGCGAGUCGGAUGUGAAUCGUAUGAUUCAAGAUUUAGCGUAUUUUCUGAGAGCUCACAAAUUCCAAGAUUACGAUCGUCGUUACUUCAAGAGCAUCAAUGAGGCCUCGACUCGUCCUUACGAAGAGUUUCCACGGCCACCAUUGAGAUCAUUGCACUGGGAAGUGCAUAAAAACUGUGACCUUGGGUUCCAUCAUUGUCUUCGUUACGUCGAUCGAAUUGUCCGAGUUACGAGUCUCCGGAGAGAAGACGACACUUUGACAAUUAUGAGGACAAAUAAUUGGGACCUGGAGAAAAAUACUCAGCAAAUUCUCGUCACUCAGAAGGACUGCCAGAUGGCCCAGAGACGGGAUAAUCUCACAGUUGUUCCUUUCCAAGGACCUAUCGAACGAUUUCAAUGGAGAACGACAGUCAGCUAUUACAUGUGUUGGUACACAAUGCUUGAAAAACCAGAGCUUGAAUUCUUCGGUGACUCAUGCUCCAAUCACGCUAAUUGUUUGGACAAUUAUGGAGUAGAGAAUAGAGAUCCAAGGGCCAACGACGAUAAACCCUUCGCUUGUGCCUUGUACAGUUUUUGUCCCGAUCAUUGCUGUCCCAUGAAACAUUUGUGGUACAUGAGAGAUUGUUUUCAAUCUCCUAGAAAUCCUUGUUACGAGGGAAAUCGAGUAGCUAAUCGAAAGUGUACGUUGAACCGUGAAGAGAAUCAAGAUUUCGAAUCGCUCAUCCGCAAUCGUAUAAAUGUAAGUUGCCAUUGUCACGAGAGUGGCUACGAAUGGUCAUCAAGAUAUGGAAUUUGCGUGGACGUGAACGAGUGUACUCGUAAUUUGCAUGAUUGUAAUCUCGAGGAUGGCCAAAUUUGUAUCAACCAGCCAGGAAGUUACGCGUGUGUGUGUGGUGUCGGCACCGUGUACAAUUCUGAGACGAAGAACUGUGAGAAAGAUCCAAUAUUCGAGAAGGCAUUGAAUCCUUUAAGAGGCGACAAGACUCGAUCGAAACCGAAAAUGAAGAACAUAUUCGAGUCGAUACCUAAAAGAUUGGGGAAUGUUAUCCGUUGUUCUUUGUAG